Penicillium maclennaniae is the source of this 1518-nucleotide messenger RNA. Its product is annotated as flavin-containing monooxygenase. The record is from RefSeq and is a predicted model, not a curated record. Bases 1 to 1518 code for a protein of 505 amino acids. The transcript is spliced from 8 exons. Lineage: Eukaryota; Fungi; Ascomycota; Eurotiomycetes; Eurotiales; Aspergillaceae.
AUGGGAAAUCCAGAAGUCAUCGUUAUUGGCACCGGGCCAUCAGGUAUUGCCUUAGCACACACUCUGAAGCACAAGUUGGGAUUCGAUGAUUUCACAUUCUACGACAAGUUCGAUGGUCCCGGAGGUACAUGGCGACAGAACACAUACCCUGGAGUUGGUUGUGAUGUCCCGACCAUCCUAUAUUCGUUUUCAUUCAAUCAGAACCCCAACUGGUCGAAAGAACUAUGCGAAGGGCCCGAAAUCCUUGAGUACAUGGAAAAUACUGUCGACAAAUUCAAUCUCCGCAAGCACAUGCAAUUCGGCGUUGAAUGCCUGUCCGCAUCAUGGAAUGUCAAAGGGUUUUGGGAGGUUCGCUUGCGUGACACCAAGACGCAGGUUGAAUACAUCAGGACCGCGACCAUCUUCAUCUCUGCGACCUUUGCUGGAGAGAUCUUUCACACCGCACGAUGGAACCAUCAAUUUGACUACAGUGGAAAACGCAUCGCAGUUAUUGGCAAUGGCUGCAGUGCUGCACAGGUUCUCCCCGCUGUCGCUAAGGAGGCCGCCUUGGUGAAGCAGUAUGCUCGGAGUGCUCAAUGGUACCAUGAACGGCCGAAUCGCAGCUUUACUGCAUUCGAGAGGUGGUGCUUUCGUAACAUUCCCCUCUGGGAGCGGUACUUGCGUCUGCAAAUUUUCCUCGCUAGCGACAACCUUGUUGCCACUUACCUGCCUGGGCCCGCAGCUGAAAAGCUUCGCGCAAAAACCGAAGAAAGUGCACGCCAGUAUAUUUGCGCGACCGCGCCUCAAAAGUAUCACAAGUUUCUUGUUCCAGACUUUCCACUGGGCUGUAAACGACGUAUUUUUGACCCGAACUAUCUGGAGAGUCUUCAUCGCCGCAACGUAGAGGUGGCACCCGUGGGGAUCGAGCAGAUUGAUGAAACAGGAAUCACUAGCACGGACGGUGUCCAUACUGAAUUCGAUGCAAUCGUCCUCGCUACAGGAUUUGAUGUCCAGCAGUUCAUCGUUCCGAUGGAAGUGUACGGCAAAGGUGGCAAGAGCCUGACAGACCAGUGGAAAGAAUCGCGAGGCGCACAAGCUUAUAUGGGAGUUUACGUGAACAACUUCCCCAACAUGGGCAUUCUCUUCGGCCCCAACACGUUCCCAGCACACAACUCCGUCCUCUUCACAUCCGAAGUCCAGGUGGACUAUCUGGCACGUACCCUGCUCGCGCCCAUCAUUGACCGUCGUAUCUCCUCUCUUGAGGUCAAGGCCACUGCUGAGAACCAGUGGGUGAACGCCGUGCAGAACGAUCUCAAAGGCAGUGUAUUUGAAGCAGGCUGUUCUAAUUGGUAUAUCAACCCAAAUGGUCGCAAUUCUGCCUCGUGGCCAGGCUAUGCAUCAUCAUAUUGGGCAGAGACGCUGAGGCCCCAUUCUGGGGUGUUCAAGCAGACCCCGGGCUCUAGGUUGUGUGUCCUGUUCCUUGCCCUUGCUGGGCUCCUGUGGCAUCGAGAUGGGGGGGAUAGUUCGUGGUUUGAGUGA